GCUCGAAACGCGUUGGUUAGUUCUACAUUCUAUGGCUGGCCAGAGUUGGAACACGCCUUUAUUUUCGUACCACUCUGGAAGGUACAGUUUCCAGGAGUCAGUUAUAUUAACUCUAUGGUUUCCCUACUCUAAAAUUGGUUCUUUAAUCUAUGUCUUGGCGUUGGAAUGGGCUGUCUGAGCGUGCGCGUCAGCGCAAGCGACAGGCUGAAUCCACUAAUCCAGAUGAUAUAGCUAGACGGCAGGCUGCGCUAGAUAAAUCAAGGGCAAAGUUGGCUGCUGAAACACCGGAGCAAAGGGCGGCCAGAUUAGAACGUCGUAGAAGAGCUUACCAAGCACAGAAGCGAGCCAUGAUCGAAGCUACUGCAGCCGCCGCCGUCGUCGUUCGGCAACAUGAGCCAAGGGGGCCAACGAUCGGCGACGUUGGGGUCGAGGCCGCCGGCGGCGUGAGGCCGCGUCCUACGAAAGCGAGGAAAGCUCCGGCGGACGCCGAGGAAACGAGCCUGAGGCGCUCGGAAGGUCAGCGACGUCGGUGGCAGGCCCAACGCGGGUGCCCCGCUCCUCUUGUGAGGCCAGCGCCCGCUGGCCCCGAGGAGAAAAGACGGCAGUGGGCCGAGGCGAAGCGACGUAGCAGGCAGCUACAGCUCCAGGCCGAAGACGAACGACGACGGCGGGAAGGCGCCCCGCUUCGAGCGGGACGCUUUUACCCCAAGGACGACGAAGAAAGGAAGAAGCGACGUGCCGAAACCCAGCGGCGCCGCAGGCAGGCCCGGCGCGAAGCCGAUGAACUGCGACAACUCCUGGAAGACGGUCCGUCGCACGGCGAAACGCUACCGCGGCGGUGCGAGGCUCAGCGGCGUCGUAGGCGGCUCGAGCGCGAAGCGGCCAACGCAGGCGUUGGGCAGCGCUUGCAAGACGAUCCCUUCGGCUUUGUCAUCGGGGUCAGUAGCUUGCUAUCGCCAGUCCUCUCUUUGGCUCGUCGGAACAGGGGCACAGCGCAGGAGUCUGACAGGGACGAAGAAAGGCGCAAGAAAUACAGUGCUGUUGGCGAUGCUGUAGAUGAAAAGCCGUUGGCAUGCCACAGGUGCAAGUUGUCAAGCACCACCUUCCACCGGGAACCAUGGCUAGGUUACGAUAAGUGCGUUGGCGAGGACAGCACCCUGCCUCAGCAUGCCGAUCGAUCUUGUCAGACGGAACACCACAUCACUCUAGUCCGGUGCGCAAGAUUGCGCGUUUCAACUUGCUGCAUUGGAGUCCAGGUUGAUGUCUCGUGACUGUGAUAUUAAGUUCCUGCGUAACCAGGUUGACAGAAUAAGGAGAAGCUGCUCAAUGCAACAGCUGGCAGCAUCUGGGUGGCCUCGCGGCAUACCUGUCCAUGACGACAUGGAGGCCUCCCUCACACUCGGACGCAAGAGCGAGAAAAGUGGCAAAAGCAGGCGAAUCUUCUUGCGCCGUUUGAUGGCUACACUGCUUGCAUUUGACGCCACAACUUUUAGCUACUUUCACAUGUGCAUGUGCUGAUGACGUGCAGUUUUUUCGGCAACUGUGACAUUUGCCAGUUUGUAAUUUGAAAGUGUUCACCCAUUAUCAAAAGUAUGCAAACCUGGGCUUCUGCAACUAAGGACGAAUUUCCUCAAUGCCUGGGCAUGCAACAUGAAACUGAAGACUUCUGUUCGGAUUGGCGUUGCAAACAUUGCAGCGUGUCGGGCAGUUUCGGGUUGUCAGUAUGAGUUGUCAGUGAAUUUUGUUUUACGGAAGUCCUUUUCUGCAUACCUUGAUCAAGGGUGUACCUGUAGUCAUUCGUCAACUCUAGAUGAUGUAAACUGUCAGUUUGGCUUUGCUGCAAUGCACAGCCAUAUUCAACAAACAUGUGCAGCAGUCUGGCUGCUUUACUUGUUUUUGGGGCACCGUUGUCUAGCCAGUCUAAACCUGUCAGAAUCACUGACUGCUGCUGCCAGCGGCGGCAGAACUGUGAGAUGAACUCUCAACUAUCUAAAGGCACUUUCAAAAUUGCAUUGAGUGAUUUGUGUUACAUCAACUCUUCAGCAUUAUUGGUGUUCCAGCAUGUCUCUGCAGGUGCAUGGUCUCUAUCAUCAAUACAUUCUACUCGUGCGUUUGCACUGCAGCAUUGAAUUAAUUUCUUUGUUCAGCUGUCCUUGGCCCUGUUCAAUUUAUUGUGACCUCUAAACUUAAUUUACACACAGUGAAACAGCUCCCAGUUUCACCAAGAUGAAAUCAGAAUCUAUCUAAGGAUGCGCAACCAGACUAAUGCAUUUAGUGCAGUACACGCAAAAAAUUUACUCAUGUGAAAACAUGCAUGCAUUCACGGCUAAAAAAUGCUGACCACAAUAGCUUGCUCAUUGUGGACACCAUUUACUAUCUUUGGGUGAAAUGUUUAUAUUCGAGUGCAGUUUCUGUCUUGCCUUUUGAUUAGCUGUGGCAAAGCGUAAAGCUUUAGAUGUGGCAAAAGUCGGGCCCCCCUCCCCUAAUCGGCCCCUGCCACCUUGUUUUCUGCCUGGCUUACUAUGACAGCAAUUAGAGGUUGAAGCUGUCCCAUCCAUCAAUUGUUUCUACUAUGCUGCUGCUGUCAUGUCAUUGUCAUGAGUUAAUUACUUCAUCUAAGGUUCAUGCUUCGCAUAUGUAUGCCAGUCGGAGCAACUGAUACAUUAAAGACAGUGAAGCUGUAUAAGUGAGUUCUCACACUCUUCGGAAUUGCUAAGCGUCUGAUGUGUGGACAUAUAACCUCAGUUAAAGUUGCCACGGGAUGGAGAUUUGGUGCAUGCAUUGGCCAUACCUUUGUGUGUCAACAGCUUGACAAUGGUCAAAAUGCAGACUGAACACGCCGCAUGCAAGCGUGUGGGCUUGCAGCAACUGUGUUGACACACUAAGCCUUGUCAGUUAUUUCCCUAUGGGCUAGGCCAGUGGUUCUCAGCCAUGUAUGUGUUGGGGACCCCUUGUGGACCGGUGGAAGUAAAGGAGGAAUCCUUGCAGUGACGGGGGGCGGUUAUAAAUUAACACACCAUGUGGCUUCAAACUACUGCCUUUUAUUGCACCCUGGCAAAGAAUGGUCAGACAAAAGGGCCGCGUCAAAUUCAAUCUGGACAGCUUAUCAGUACGUGGUACGGUCAUGCUUAAGCAGAGUUGUGUACUAUCUGCAGCCACAUUCAACCUUUUCUGUAUUUGGUAUUGAAGUAUGCAAGCCUGGAAAAAGCAUGCUUGCAUGCAUACGUUGUAGAAAACUGGAGCAGGUUCAGGAACUGGAGCAAGUCCUGGAACUGGGAAUCAGUCAAGGCUAAACUGGUCUCCAAAAAAUUUGCAUAUUUUUUGUUUUGCGGCUGUGUGUUUCGCGGACUCCCAGAGAUGGCUUUGUAGAUCCCCCUUUGAGAACCACUGGGCUAGGCAGUAAAAGGAAGUUUCAUUUUAGAGAGCCCCUCACCAGGUGUGGCCAUUUUGAGCUGACAAGCGCAGUGCAUAGAAUGCGCCCUAACGAUCGUGUCUGCUAAGUAUUGCAUCGCUACGCACCACAGAAAGAGCUGAAAUUUUGAACCAAACGCUGUUCGCCCUUCUUGCGGGCUCCGUGCUUCCAGCCGGAGGGUGACGUAUAUAUCACAAGUGAGCUAUGCUGUGACGUCACUCUCAGUGACAUGUGACUUUGAGAAUUUUUCAAGGCAACAUUCAUUCUUGUAUCUCCAGUGGUAAAAGUGCAUUUCCUGGAAGGAAAUAUACACGAAGAGUAAUUGAUAACUUUGUACUAGGGGUGUGCGGAUAGCGAAAACUUCUAAUAGAAUCGAAUACAAAUAUUCGAAAAUAAUCCGCUUCAAAUAUAGAAUAUGCCACUCCUAAACAAAGUAAAAUAUGAAAACUCCCGUGUACUCUGUAUUGCAACAAAAGGCUUACUUACAUCAUUUGACACAUUUAAUGCCAUUAUCAUCUGGACUUGAGCUCAUUUGCCAAAGCUAUUUGCAAAGCUCAUUUGCAAAAGAGAACAAAGGAAAUGUGAAUAUCUGGUGCACUAUGACAACGGCAGUAAUUCAUCAAACAAAAAGCAUGUCAGUAGAUGCAAAUAGAACUGCAGCGCUAGUAUGGUGGCUAGAAGGGGACGUGUCAGAAUCGGCGCGCGAGUGAAGGAGCAUCUCUUCAUGACGAUGCGGCGGCGCUGCUGUCGCCACCGAGACGCCUGUGCUUCUUUCGCCUCGAGCAGCGCGGCGGCUGCUCACUAGCUCGCACGUGCACAGCUUGGGCAGAGGGACUUAGGGGAGUGGCGCUGUUGCUAUGGGCCAUGAAACCUGGCCUUAUCACCAUAGCUGCAUGCAAAGGCCCUGCGGUGCCGAAGUGGUGUAUCGCAAAAACCUUCUGCUGUCGCCAGAACGAACGCCAGCUAAAUGCUAGAGGCUAAGGCAAAAAUAAAAAGACCUUCUGAUAAGAGAUUGAUGUAGAAACAUUUCUUAAGAAUUAUGCCCCGAUCGUACAAGCAGAAACACAAGAAACAUUUAUAGUGAGAUCAUUGAAGUGAAAAGAAAUGUUGCAGUUUAUUUACAACCACAUACACAGUUCUGCAUACAUGCAAUAAUAGCAUUGCAAAUGCAAUACAUUUUGGCAAUAUUGGCCUUUUGACAACUCCAGCAAGAAAAAAAGCACUGAUGUGUAUCUAAUGUUGCACAUGUAAUUUUGAGAAGCCUCAUCCUCUCUCUUUUUCCCUGCCUUGCUGCAUUGUCUGCUGCAAUUAAAAAGGGCAUUCUAGUCAGAGUGAAAAAGCGAGUCACUUGAUUUUUGAGCUCUGUAUUGUGAUGUGCGCAGCCUA
Molecule: messenger RNA, 4798 nt
Organism: Dermacentor silvarum
Lineage: Eukaryota; Metazoa; Arthropoda; Arachnida; Ixodida; Ixodidae
Exons: 4
Coding region: 150-1271 (373 amino acids)
Source: RefSeq, a predicted model, not a curated record